Molecule: messenger RNA, 917 nt
Organism: Amaranthus tricolor (Joseph's coat)
Lineage: Eukaryota; Viridiplantae; Streptophyta; Magnoliopsida; Caryophyllales; Amaranthaceae
Product: probable nucleoside diphosphate kinase 5
Exons: 5
Coding region: 230-760 (176 amino acids)
Biological process (GO): GTP biosynthetic process; CTP biosynthetic process; UTP biosynthetic process
Molecular function (GO): nucleoside diphosphate kinase activity
Source: RefSeq, a predicted model, not a curated record
UAUAAAGUAAAAAUAAUACUCCCAUUCACAUUUGUAUUGUCACUCCACCCAGCCCCCACCCCCAGGGUCUCGUUAGUCUUCCCUCCGUUUCCGCUCUCGCAAAGUCGCAAUCUCACUGUGUCUGUGUAACCUUCUUCAACAGAAACUAUCCCUCAUCCCUUAAUUAAUUCUCCACAAUUCACUCUUUUCUCCUUGUUUAUCUUUCAAAUUACUCUCCCUUUGUUUAUUCAUGACUAUGGCUUCAUGUUUUCACAGAUCUCUUGCUAUCUUCAUAAUCAUAGCCGCCAUAAGCGUAACCAGGUUAUCAUGCUUCGGAGAAGGGAAAAAGGAGAAAACAUUAGCUAUUAUAAAACCAGAUGGGGUUUAUAAUAACUACAGUGAUAAAAUUAAAAAUAAAAUUAUUGAUUCUGGAUUCAGCAUUAUGAAGGAGAUGAAGAUUCACCUUGAUGAGGAUAGAGUGAGGAGCUUCUAUGCUGAGCAUUCUUCUAAAAGCUUUUUCAGUAGUCUUGUCAAUUACAUGACAAGUGGUCCUGUUGUGAUUAUGAUUCUGGAAAAGAACAAUGCUGUUGCUGAUUGGCGCAAGUUGAUUGGACCCACUGAUGCAGAGAAGGCCAAAGCCACUCAUCCUCAGAGCAUCAGAGCAAUGUGUGGCUCCAGCAAUGAAAGAAAUUGUGUCCAUGGCUCUGAUUCUAUCCAAUCUGCUUCAAGGGAGAUAUCAUAUUUCUUUGAUUUACAGGAAACAAUGCAUGAUGAAUUGUGAAGGUACACUCACAAAACACAACCAUUAUCAACUUAUUUGUUAUAUUGUAUCCCUCAUGUGUAUUCAUCAAAUCUGAUGAUGUAUUAUUUAAUACUCUGGAAUUAUGUUUAGGUUGAGUUCCCUCUGUUGCUUAGUAAAGGUGUUUAAAAGUGGUCAA